This is a messenger RNA of Penaeus indicus, 1034 nucleotides long. RefSeq lists its product as uncharacterized. The coding region runs from base 2 to 439 and encodes 145 amino acids. Lineage: Eukaryota; Metazoa; Arthropoda; Malacostraca; Decapoda; Penaeidae. The transcript has 4 exons. The record is from RefSeq and is a predicted model, not a curated record.
UAUGGUCCUUCCUAGCAGAAAUCAGCUGACUGUGCCACACCACACACUCCUCUCUGUUGUCAUGUGCAAAUGCAGUCUCACAGGUAUGGAUUCCUUUCGAUUUUAUGGAGUGAGGCGUGCUUUGGAGCGUGUUCUUCAUGGCCAAAAGGAAAAUGAUGAUGACAGUGAUUUUGAUGAUAAUACAGAGGAAUGUCCAGACUAUGGGAGUGAUUACAUGCCGGAUGAUGAAGAGCUGGAACGGGCACCGUUGAUUGAUGAACCUGAUGACCCUCCUGAAUCAAGACCAGGACCUUCACAGCAGAAUCAAGGUCACAAGAUGGCUUCCAGUAAAAUAAAACGUAGUGAGCACCCACUAUGGCGUCAAAUUGAAGGCCAGAACACUAGCUUAGACACACCUGAAUGGUUGGGUGAGAUUGAGCCUUCAAGGCAUAUCCUUUGAAAAUGACAAGGCUUUGGGAAAGAAAGGAAGGGGUACACAACCAGGAAAAGAAGGCUAUGGUGGAUGAUGUUGAGGUUCGGGCUAUGAAAUGGAUGGACAAUAAAGGCGUCACUUUGCUGUCAACAUUUGCAUCAGCAGAGCCUGUGGGGGAGUGUAAGAGGUAUGACAAAAAGGCUAAGGCUGUGGUCACGGUCCCAUGUCCUGCAGUUGUGACAGAAUAUAAUAAAUUCAUGGGUGGUGUGGAUUUGAUGGACUCACUCAUAUCACUUUACAGAAUCCACACCAGGUCCAAGAAGUAUUAUCACAAGAUAUUUUUCAUUUUCUGGAUGUCACAGUUGUGAACUGUUGGUUACUAUACCGCAGAGAUUCUAGCGACCUAGACAUUCCUGAACGAAAAGUAAUGAUGCUUCAGGAAUUCAAAUUGUUACUGGCAGAAUCCCUGCUUCUUGAAGGGAAAAAUCCCAUGGCUAAGAAAAGAGGUCGUCCCUCCUCUAAUGGAGGAAGUGCUGCACAGUUUGCAAAGAAAAAGAAAAGCUCCCCUGCCACUAAGCCCAUUCCUGCAGAAGGAGUCAGGACAGAUGGAUAUCACCAUUAU